Molecule: messenger RNA, 4567 nt
Organism: Mizuhopecten yessoensis (Yesso scallop)
Lineage: Eukaryota; Metazoa; Mollusca; Bivalvia; Pectinida; Pectinidae
Product: bone morphogenetic protein 7-like
Exons: 6
Coding region: 514-1779 (421 amino acids)
Biological process (GO): SMAD protein signal transduction
Cellular component (GO): extracellular region
Molecular function (GO): growth factor activity; cytokine activity
Source: RefSeq, a predicted model, not a curated record
GUAAACCUUACUGCCCAUGCGUAGGAAAGUUAGCUCACUUCGGCGCACAAAGAAUAACACGACCUGGCACAUUGGAAUGUAUACAUAUACACUGUAGUAGAAACUGUCAGGUGCGCCGAGCUGGCAGUGUGUGUGUGAGCUAUACCUGUUAUCAUAAAAUCUCGUCAACAUCAAAGCAGCCGACAUUUGUGUUCACCGAAACUCCUACACGUGGAUUUACAAACACCUGUGUCAGUUUGGGAGGUGACUAACACACAGACCGGACGUACAAUGUACAUGAUUAGGGGGACAUAAAGUGCAGGAGGGGGUAAUUAUUUCACUAACCCAGACACUGGGUGCACUCGAUCGGUGUACGCCGGUGAUAAUCGUCUGCUUUCUUACCGUUUGUACAUCUGUGUGGUAUCGUGUAAUGUUUAAUGUAUAAAUUGAGGAGUUAACUUCCCGUUAUAUUUAGAUACGCAUAGAUCUGUGUUCAGGGAUGUGUUUAUAAAUAGACCUAGUUGAACAACCAUCAUGGAGAUUCGAUCUGCUGUCUCGGUUUUACUAAUGGUGUGUAUUUCAUACGUGCGCUUGACCACUGCCACAGUGUCCGGAGUGUAUAGGGACAACGGAGUGGACAGAACGGAACGGACGGCUGAAUUUUCUGGUAGGGAUAAACGGGAGAUGCAGCAUGAAAUUUUGACUCUUUUAGGGCUGCAUCACCGUCCAAAACCUGCGGGGCAUAGUACCACGGAUUACUCCGCUCCAAGAUUCAUGCUAAAUCUGUACAAUUCGAUAACCUCGGACGGAGGGAUAGUGGAUGACGGGAAUCGGCCUCAGUUCCCCCGAAACGUCACAAUCGAGAAUGAGAUCGAACCCACUGAGGGUAGUGACGUCAUCAUGAGUUUUGUGAACCACGCUAAGAAGAUUAAACAUUUACGUCGCCAGAGGGACCGAACUUUUUAUUUUGACUUCAGCGAGAUCACUCCGAAAGAGACUGUGGCGAGAGCAGAGCUGCGCCUCUAUAAAGAAAAGGCCGGCAAGUGGAAAAAACACAAGUUCCAAGUACAAAUCUACAUGAUUCAGCAGGGCGAUAAUCCGGAGAACUACCAGAUAGUGACGGAGAGCAAUCUCACAGUGAGGGCUAACUACCAAGGAUGGUUGACCUUUAACCUUACGAAUGCAGCCUCGCAUUGGACGUAUUCUCCCACCACCAAUAUGGGCCUGUUUAUGAAAAUUAUAUUCUUAAAAAAAAAUCGGGAUGUUAAACCGGAAAAGUUCGGAAUCGUAGGUCGAAAGGGACCUGAGUACAAACAACCAUUUAUGGUUGGUUACUUCCGGUCUACACCGGAACUGCAUGUCCGGAAGACUCGUGCUGCCGUCAGGCGGAGGAUGAAGGAAAGUGCCUACGCCAAUGACGACGAGGAGGAGCAAUACUCUUAUACCAAGGCAUUACGUAGAACUCCAAGGAGAGCGCCCCGACAGUGGCCAUGCCAGAGGCGAACACUAUAUAUGAAGUUCCGGGACCUCGGAUGGCAGAACUGGAUUAUCGCCCCUGAUGGAUUCAAGGCAUUUUAUUGUGAUGGGGAGUGUUCUUUUCCACUUGGAGCCCAUAUGAACGCAACGAAUCACGCAAUUAUACAAACACUGGUGCACCUGAUGACCCCCUACAAGGCCCCAAGUCCUGGAUGUGCUCCAACCAAACUCGGAUCCCAAUCAGUGCUUUACUUUGAUCAUAAUUAUAAUGUAGUUUUGAAGCGUUUUCCUGAUAUGAUUGUCAAGUCCUGUGGUUGCCAUUAGUUAAAUUGUUUCUCAUGCCAUUUACUGGCUGUGUUGGCUUCACCUACUUAAUGGCAGGAUGUUGUCCAUUAAAAGCCAAUCGAAAAGCAUUGUGAAGUCACAUGACUGCCGUUGACCAAUGAACGUUUUUGUUACAUUAAAUAUGUGAACUGGUAGAUCAAAUGACCUUAUGAGUUAUAGUGUUCAUGUGAUGUCCAAACUGACCAAUCAAAUGUUUGAUGAACUGUUCAUCUGUUUGCCAGUAUUGGAUGAAGCCAAUCGAAAUCGAAUAUUUUCAAUUAUACCGACUUAUACUGACGUCUUAUAAUCUAUAUGAUUUAUACGAAUUUUCGUGGCAAGCUCCCUCAUCAGCCGUGUAAAAAACUAUACAGGAAGGAGAAAUAUCACUUCCGGUUUUGCAAUCUCUUAGAGGAAACGCUUGCUCCAGUGUAGGUCAAAGAUUGGCGGGACGGCGUAAAACAAGAGUGUUUUUUUUUUUUUAUCCAAUAUUUUGUCAGGCAGGUUACUUUACCACCGGACCAAUCCACAGUCAUUUUGGAACUAUGUGGACCACCGAUUUUCUGACGUCAUCUUUUGAUAUGCGUCAUUGUUCAAUACAUGGUUGUGACACAGGGGUCUGUGGUGAUCUAUAUUUCGAGAUAAUUUGAAUAGGUUAUAUACUGUUUAAAUACUGAAAAAUAUGGUCACGUUUAAUUUUCGUGGUUAUUUAUAGACGCAUUUGAAUCAUCACAGACUCCCUGUAACUGCAUGUAAAAUAUUUGUAUAUAGGUUAACCAGAAUUGUUAGAUCUGAUUAUAAUAUUUUGUAAGUAAUGAAAAACUAUGCAAUGCCAUUUUGGGUUAAGUAACUUUGUGAACAAACGAGGCCAUACUGUUAACAAGAAGUUAUGUAUUUGUGUAGUUUGAAAUGUUUAUUAUAUGGUAUAAGUAUUGUUUCAUCUAGAUCCAUCCGGUUGUCUUAAACAAUUAACAUUGGAAAUGUUUUUGCUCCUGUUCCUCAAACCAAAGAUAUCUGAAAGACUGUCUCCCUUUACUCUUAUUGUGUCAUUCGGGACCUCGGUUGAUUGUCAUUGGACAAUCGGGAACCUUCGGCACUUUCCGUAAACGAGACGGAAAGAGCCGACGGUUCCCGAUUGGUCAUUGGAUGUUGUUGGUAAUCUCAACACACUCGCUACAUUUCCAUUAAUUGAAAUUAGGCUGGUUUAUCUGCAUUGGUACCGUUUCUUGUCACUAGAUUGCUCUCUUAGAUACUCCGAAAAAACAAAAAGUUAAAAUAGGCAAUCUAGUGCAGAAAUGAAGUGUGCACCAACUGUAAAUUAUAAAAUGGAACAACAGAGGUGUUUUGAGUGCAUGUUUGUACAACUGAACAUAUCAUAAUAAGGAAAUAAUUAAAAAUUUGGAACAGGUUAUAAGGGGCUAGGAAUGAUUGUCUGAAAAUAACAAGAACAACUUUUAAAGUUAUUGAGAAAUCUAUAGUGUACUUUUUCUAUAACAAGACUGUAUUGCAUGUUUAGAAAUUAAAGAAUAUUUCUGUUUCCUCAAAUGUGAAAGAUUAAACAACAUGAUUUUAUGUUUGGUCUGCUAAAGUUACUCUUCGAUUGUACCGGUUAAUACCGGUUCAUUGGCGCAGUCGAAGGAUAUUUAUUUGCUCGGAUCUUAUAGAAUAAACAUGUUCUCAUCAUACAAGUCUUUCUCUGAACAUAACACACUCUAACACUUAAAUGACGUCGGACAAAAACGGAGCAUACCAGAUAUCAAGAGCCUGACUGAACGACACGUGCAUUAGGUAAACACGUGCCAAAUGCACGUGUAUGUACGAUUGGUUUAUGUUGUGAUACACAAAUCCUGGCGACGUCUUAGAUUUUAGUCCUACAAAGCCUUGCAAGCUUACGACUCUGGUAGCAAUUUAAAUGGCGUAUCUUUUAAAUAUCGUGGGAUAUAAUAACUAUAACUACAGAAACUAUAAUAAAUAAGUGUCGUAAAUAAGAUAAUUAUCUGUAUACACAGUUUACACACACUAGUUACAGAACGAAUGUCAAUAUUUUUGAAAAUAUCUCCGAUUUUCAGUUGUAUGUUUUUGUGUGUAAAGCUGGUCAUACUUAGUUUCAACUCUGCCCUUUGAUGAUGCAGUGACGUCACUGUUUCCUUUAUAUUUUAUUUACGAUCCAACAUACACCAUAUCAGUCAUUGAAUAUGUUCACGUAAUGUAAGUAAAUUGAGUAGUCCGAUUGUGGAAUAUGUUUGCUGUCAUAUAUAGCUAGUAAUGGAGGGGUUUACUGGAAAUGGAAUGGAACGAAUUUAUAUUACAUACCCACCAAGAUAUGUCAUAUCUCCCACCCCUACAUGCUGAUAGGCAUGUUAAUAGGCAUGCUACAUUUACACUCACAGGCCAGUCUGCAUUAAGAAUCGAUAAUUAUAACUUAAAUUUGGCUUGGAGAUUUACAGUCGACAUAACGAAAAGGUUAAUAGAAGGUAUGAUAAUAAUCGUUUUGAAUGACAAAUCAAUAUCGCUAACAAUGGUACAGGGAAUGUGUGUUGGAAGAAAGUCCUUGUUUAGCGAAGACGGAAAAUACACUUUACGCAUUGCAUAUUGGUAUUGAUCAUUAAGUAAGUGGCGGUUGUAUACAAAGGUGUGACAUUUGAGCUAUGGUAUAAGCUAUUAUGCACUUAUAAUUUUAAUGUUUUCUCAUCUUUGGAGGAAGAAAAGAUGUAUAUAUUUAUUUUUUCUAAUCUUAUGAAUAUUUUUGCAUGUUUAUAUGUCCGUUCACGAAUAAAGUGCUAAUAUUGAA